GCACGCCGGGCGGCGAUGGGCGGAGGGAGUGAGCGAGAGGGAGACGGGGAGCGAAAGCAGCCCGUGCCGUGACUGUGCCCGCGUCCGUACUGUGCCCGGGGCCGUGCCUCGCCGCGGGGAGGGAGCGACGCGAUGAUGCCGGGGCGGCGGCUGUGAGCGGCGGCCGCGAUGGGCUGCGGGGGCAGCCGGGCCGACGCCAUCGAGCCUCGCUACUACGAGAGCUGGACGCGGGAGACCGAGUCCACCUGGCUGACCAACACCGACUCCGAGAGCCCGCCGGAGCCCGGCGGCGCCGAGCCCGGCAGCAGAGAGCCGGGCGCGGGGAGAGCCGGUAUUUUGGAGGAUGGCAAAUCAACUCAGACAGGAGGAACCACAACACCAGCCACCACAGGGAUUCUGAGCACUGAGAAGAGGACCAUCAGUGGGACCCAGUGCGUGAACGCCACAGGAGCUGGGCCACCACGGCAGAGCAGCUUCCGAGCAGCAGAGAAUAAACGGGACACACAGAAAAUGUCAACGAAAGAAGUCACCAUUAAUGUCUCAAAAACCAUCAGACCCAGUGACAGAAGGAUGACAAAGAAUUGUGUCAAUUAACAAAGGAACACAAGAGUGAGGAUGGACCUAAGAAUCUUCUGCUGCACUUUACAUAUGGUCAGUCACUGAUGAUCUGAAGAUCUCCAGAUAUACUGUGUUGGAUACAGCAGGCAGCUGCUGCUGAGUGCCUUCAGAAUCAUGUUUUGUAGAAAACAGCUGCAGACACUGCAGGGUGUUCAGAUGGCAUCUGUCUGCAGUGGUGGCACCGUGCAGACAAACAUUGACAUUUGUGUCAUUUGUUCUUUACUAAGUGCUAUGUGGGCUACUCAUGUGUUCUGUUCUGCAUUGCUAGAAAGAUGAGACUGGAGGAUAAUGGGAAUUGCUUAUUCUGGUUU
Molecule: messenger RNA, 929 nt
Organism: Phasianus colchicus (ring-necked pheasant)
Lineage: Eukaryota; Metazoa; Chordata; Aves; Galliformes; Phasianidae
Gene: BAALC
Product: BAALC binder of MAP3K1 and KLF4
Cellular component (GO): cytoplasm
Source: RefSeq, a predicted model, not a curated record